Messenger RNA from Bufo gargarizans (Asiatic toad), 1715 nucleotides. RefSeq names its product beta-1,3-glucuronyltransferase 1 (gene B3GAT1). The record is from RefSeq and is a predicted model, not a curated record. Gene Ontology annotation, cellular component: Golgi membrane. Gene Ontology annotation, biological process: chondroitin sulfate proteoglycan biosynthetic process; carbohydrate metabolic process. Bases 31 to 1035 code for a protein of 334 amino acids. NCBI's taxonomy places the organism in Eukaryota, Metazoa, Chordata, Amphibia, Anura, Bufonidae. The transcript has 5 exons. Gene Ontology annotation, molecular function: galactosylgalactosylxylosylprotein 3-beta-glucuronosyltransferase activity.
GAGGAGCACUGGGGUCAGCCCACCCUGGAGAUGCUGAAGAGAAGGGACAUUCUGGCUAUUGUACUCAUCGUUCUGCCCUGGACCUUACUCAUCACAGUAUGGCACCACAGCACUCUGUCCCCGCUGCUCACUGCACACAAGGAGGACGGGAGCGACAGCCGCAGGGAUGCAAGUCCAGGCUCCGAUUCAAGGGAGUAUUGUUCCUCUGAGAGGGAUAUCGUAGAAGUUGUAAGGACUGAGUAUGUGUACACUCGGCCGCCGCCUUGGAUGGGCAACCUCCCGACCAUUCAUGUUAUCACCCCAACCUACAGUAGACCAGUCCAGAAAGCUGAACUCACCCGUCUGUCCAACACGUUACUGCAUGUGCCCAAUCUGCACUGGAUCCUGGUGGAGGACUCUCAGCGACGCACCCCUCUUGUUACCCGGCUGCUCCAGGAAUCUGGUCUCAACUAUACCCAUCUUAAUGUGGAGACACCCCGUAAUUAUAAACUGAGGGGAGACACUCGGGACCCACGAAUACCCCGAGGGACAAUGCAGAGAAACCUUGCCCUGCGCUGGCUUAGAGAGACCUUUAACAAAAACAACAGUUUGCCUGGAGUGGUGUAUUUCGCGGAUGAUGAUAACACAUACAGCCUGGAUCUGUUUGAGGAGAUGCGGAAUACUAAGAAAGUGUCGGUGUGGCCGGUGGCGUUUGUCGGAGGGUUGCGAUACGAGUCGCCCAAAGUCAACGCGGCUGGAAAAGUGUACGGAUGGAAGACGGUGUUCGAUCCACACAGACCAUUCGCAAUAGACAUGGCAGGCUUUGCCGUCAACCUACGUCUCAUACUGCAGCGACCGCAGGCGUAUUUCAAGCUACGAGGAGUCAAAGGUGGUUACCAGGAGAGUAGUCUACUGAGAGAGCUGGUCACCCUCAAUGAUCUGGAGCCCAAAGCCGAUAAUUGCACUAAGAUCCUGGUCUGGCACACACGGACAGAGAAACCAGUGCUGGUGAAUGAGGGGAAGAAAGGCUUCACAGACCCCAAUGUGGAAAUCUGAACACACGUGCACCGGGGCUGUUUUCUUGGUUACCAAUCGCUGCCUAGGGCCUCUUCCUAAGCCGUUGAACUAAGAAAGAAACUUUGGAGACAAGUUCUCCAGCACUGAUCGCCCCCUGCCCUGCAGCUUGCACAGGAUCCAUGUGUAUGUUAUAUUUUCCUAGAAGCACAGCACAUGUGGUGGAGAGACAGAUGUCAAGAAAGAAGGAAGCUGCAUCUUACAAAGGAUCCCCCUUUCCCUCGCCCAAAACAAAGCUGUGCUCUCGCUGAUCAAUGGCAAACACAAUAACGGUGCCCGUCAGGGGCGAGACUGAACUUCCAUGGUCCUUCACAUCUACACACCAUCAUUAGCAGUGUGGCUCCUUGACCCUUUUGCAGGUGCUGGCUCUUUUGCUGCCAUCUGCUGGUCAUUCUGUGAAAUGGUUGAAUUCAUCACUGUACCUGGAUAUUACCUUGCUGACAGUUUCCAUAACUUUGGUAAUAUUUACCAGUGCCUCUCCGAGUUCAUAUCAGUUUAGUGGAGCAAAUAAAAAUAAAAAAAAGGAUUCUGUAUGCAAAUCUGAACGGUCUCGCCCUAUUUUACAGUUUGCAUUGGCCUUAUAUAUCACAAAAUGUAAUCAUUAAAAUGAAUUGCAUAUAAACAAGGAUGGGACCAUGAGGGUAGAAGGAAGAGCUGGGGGA